UGGCUGGGUAAUACAUGACCAUGAGCUGGAGUUAAAGGAAUCAAUUGGGAAAGGGGAAUUUGGUGAAGUAAUGUUAGGAAUUUUGCGAGGUGAAAAAGUAGCUGUUAAAGUUCUAAAAGAUACCAGUGAAGCAGCUCAGAAGUUUUUGGCAGAAGCCUCAUUAAUGACGUCUUUGAGACAUGAAAACCUUGUACAGCUUCUAGGUCUAGUUAUGAACAAGCAACAUAUUUACUUGGUCACAGAAUUUAUGAGUAAAGGCAGUUUGGUAGAUUAUUUGCGCUCCCGCGGAAGACUUCAUGUUACGAAAAGAGAUCAGAUCAACUUUGCUGUUGACACAUGUUCAGGCAUGGAGUACUUAGAGUCAAGAAAAGUUGUUCACCGGGAUCUUGCAGCCAGAAAUGUGCUCAUAUCUGAAGAAGGUGUUGCCAAAGUUUCUGACUUUGGUCUUGCCCGUGAAGAAAGUUUCACACAAGAUGGGGGUAAACUUCCAAUCAAAUGGACUGCUCCCGAAGCUUUGAAACUAGGGAAAUUCUCCAACAAGUCAGACAUGUGGAGCUUUGGGAUUUUGUUGUGGGAAGUGUAUUCAUUUGGUAGAGUACCUUAUCCCAGAAUACCUCUUGCAGAUGUUGUGAAACAUGUUGAUAAGGGCUAUAAAAUGGAAGCGCCUGAGGGAUGCCCUCCUGAAGUUUAUCAAAUUAUGAGCCAAGCUUGGGAUCUUCAUCCAGAAAAGAGGCCAAAUUUUAAGGAUGUGAAAGCUAAACUGAUUUUACUACAGAAUACCACUGCAUAGCACUGGCUUGUUAAUAAUUCACUGUCCACUCAGGCUUAAAAAACUAGUUCUGAUGACAGUUGACAGUCAUUUCAUGUCUUCUAUAAUCGUCCAGAUAAUUGAAAAGAAAAAGAA
Messenger RNA from Frankliniella occidentalis (western flower thrips), 904 nucleotides. RefSeq names its product tyrosine-protein kinase CSK. NCBI's taxonomy places the organism in Eukaryota, Metazoa, Arthropoda, Insecta, Thysanoptera, Thripidae. Gene Ontology annotation, biological process: protein phosphorylation. Gene Ontology annotation, molecular function: ATP binding; protein tyrosine kinase activity. The record is from RefSeq and is a predicted model, not a curated record.